AUGAAUCUGUCUCAGGCAACUCCUGAUGACCUGGACUCCAUCACCGAUGUGAUGAUCUCUGCAUACCCGGUGGAUCCUCAAUGGGAUUAUUGCUUCCCUCGCCGGAGAGAAUUCCCAGAGGAUAACUGGAAGCACACACGUAGCAUGAUGGCCGAUCUUCUUCAAAGAGAUCACUUUGUUGUCAAUGUUGUCACAGAUGGAGAGAAAGGUGGGAUUAUAGCAAGGAAAGUAGUGUCUGUGGCUGUAUGGGAGCUUCUUUUGGAGAAGGACAGUAGGCAGUAUGAGGAUUCACCAGGCAACGUGGUGGCCGGCGUGACGCCAGCAGAAAACACAUGA
Penicillium verhagenii is the source of this 336-nucleotide messenger RNA. RefSeq lists its product as uncharacterized. The transcript is spliced from 2 exons. Bases 1 to 336 code for a protein of 111 amino acids. Lineage: Eukaryota; Fungi; Ascomycota; Eurotiomycetes; Eurotiales; Aspergillaceae. The record is from RefSeq and is a predicted model, not a curated record.